UAUACAAAAAUAUACGCCUCACCUCACAUCAGCUCACAGCUGCAGCUGUGCCGAGAUCGCUAUAUAUAUUUUGGCUUCGCGAUUUCUUUCUACUGCAGUGUUUACAGGUAGCAUUUCACUGUUCUAAAGGUCGUAAACUUUAUCGCUCAGAAACAGAUUAGGUAUUCCAGAGCCGUUUUUGCUAAUUUUGUUGUCAAGGACCGGUCGAGAGAAAGUUUAGUGUUUUUGGUGCUGCAGUUAAAAGAAAAAAAGAAAGAAAAAUAUUGAGCACCAUUGCAAGUCGGUGUAUAAACAUAACCUGCCCCAGGUGUCUGCAGUGGUCCAUGAAUCAUUUCGUGAACAUCCGAUAGACUGAUACGUUAUUCUCGAACAAUAAUCUAAUCGAGAUGCUUCUGAUCCACUCGGUCAGGCUAAAGCUGUGAGUGAAAUAGACAUGUCGCUGGCUAGACGUUGGCUCUAGCGGUCGUGACCUUUGCGCAGAUAUUAUUCGCAGAUCCGCCCACCCUGUCUACGUGGUAUAAUUCGGACUUGCCUCAGGGCGCGAGUGAAGUGGCUAGCGCGCGAGAUAAGCAUCCGAACAGAAAAAUGAAGUGCAACGAGAAGAAUAUGAUAGCCUUUGCGACGUCAUCGACGCCGGUGGAUCGCGAGGGUUGGCUCAACAAACGAGGAGAGGUGAAUAGAGGAUACCAGAGAAGAUGGUUUGUGCUUAAAGGGAACAUUCUAUUUUACUUUGAUCGUCGAGGGGACAAAGAACCUGUGGGUAUGAUAGUGCUUGAGGGCUGUACAAUAGAGCUGGCUGAAGACGAGGAGCAGUUCGGAUUUAAAAUUGUCUUUCAUGGGCCUAAUAACAGAAGUUACAUUCUUGGAGCUGAAUCUCAGGAGUCAAUGGAGCAGUGGAUGAAAGCCUUGGCCUGUGCUAGCUAUGACUACAUGAAAUUGAUGGUUGCAGAAUUGCAGAGGCAAUUAGAUGCUGCUGAGGAGGAAACUACAGUCACUCCACCUGCAGAAUUACCCAAACCGCCGCCUAGGCAGCGGCAUAAUCCAUUUAAUAGGCCAGAGUCACAUCACAGAUCCCAGAGCGUUAGGUCAGCACCAGGUAGAACAGAAAAUAUACCUAGAACUAAAGUGUCCUUUAAAGAUAUUCACAACAUGUAUGGAAGGAAAAUCCUAGCUGAUCUCAAUAAAUGGAGGCACGCCAAGAGAAAUUCAGAAGCCCCAUUGAUAAUUCUGUGACCAUAAAACUUUGUACAUAUCUAAACCGUUAACAACGACUCUCUAAGAUAAUUAUUUUUUCAUGACUGUCAUAUUUUAGUGCUACUUAGUUAAGGUCCAUUUAUUUAUUGUAUUUAAUGGAAGACUUGACUGGCUUCAAUUUUCCAAGUGUUGAUAUUGAUAUAAACUUGCUUCUACGAUGAUUUAAAUUAAUAUACAGACCUUUCAUGGCUUGCCAAGGUAUUAUGAUAAAUGAAAUUAUAUUGAUUACAUGAUAGUAUUUUAAAAAUCUUUAUUUUCUAUUGUAUUUAGUGUAACGAAAUAAUCAAUUAAACAGCCAGCUGUGUUAAAAUAAAGUUAAUGCGGAACUGUAAAAAAAUACAUAAUUAAAUUCACUUGAAUCCAAA
Messenger RNA from Nasonia vitripennis (jewel wasp), 1619 nucleotides. RefSeq names its product sesquipedalian-1. The record is from RefSeq and is a predicted model, not a curated record. Gene Ontology annotation, cellular component: recycling endosome; early endosome; trans-Golgi network. Gene Ontology annotation, biological process: retrograde transport, endosome to Golgi; receptor recycling; endosome organization. The transcript has 2 exons. Lineage: Eukaryota; Metazoa; Arthropoda; Insecta; Hymenoptera; Pteromalidae. Bases 586 to 1233 code for a protein of 215 amino acids.